Molecule: messenger RNA, 24388 nt
Organism: Pocillopora meandrina
Lineage: Eukaryota; Metazoa; Cnidaria; Anthozoa; Scleractinia; Pocilloporidae
Source: the annotation of a GenBank genome assembly
AUGUGCAUAAGAGUGGGGAAUUCUGGAGAUGUCCGGAGCGUUAGAAUCUCGCGUAUCAAACGCAUCUGGUUUAUCAUCUUGUCAGUCGGCCUGUUACAAGGUAAUCCUUUUGAAAUGUUUUGCUUGUGUUUGUAUUGAUCUUACUUCUGGUAGAAACCUCUACGCUCGUAGUAAAAUGAUAUUGAAUCGUUUGUUAAAUUCGUCCCUCUAACAGUUCGGAGACCUGAGUGAGUUACCUUCUCCAAGCUUUUAUUAAAGAGGGAGAAUUUUGCCAAACAAAACUGUCGUGAUAGUUCACCAACAUUUCAGUUUUGUUAACUUAAUUAACGUUUGUAUGAAUUGCUGAAAAUGAACACUGUUCUCGGCCACUUGUGUCAACAACCACUCUCACUAGUUAAUUAUUUUCAUCUACACAAUCUUUUCCUCAAUUAUCAUUAAUCUGAUAAUCAAAAGAGGACCAAAAAUUCCAUCAAUAAAGAACUGGAACCUUUCUGUGACUACUCUGAAGUGAACAUUUAUUUUACGCUCGUCUCACUUGCAAUUGUGUACUUUACACUCUAAAUCUUACGAAUUUACGAAUUCGACAGCGUCUUUCUGGGUCUUCGAAACAAAAUUCAUUCCAAAAUAUUGACGAUCCCCCGUCAAAGUUUGAUUUUUUAGAAUAAAGGGAAAUGGCUCGCCUGUAAUUGCUAAUGGGAAUAUAAUUUCCGUUUGUCUCUGUUUAAAGUUCAAAAAGCGAGAAGACUCACGGUUCACGCCUCGAAGACAGGUAUUUCUAAAUAAUUUAAUGCUCGAGUUUAAAACCGGUUUCGAAAGCAAAAAAGGUUUAGUAGCCUUUUGAUCUAGAUCGGCUGUUUUAUUUUUGAUUUGAAAUAUACCUUGUUGAUUUAGAAACCAGUUGUAAGGAUAAAGCAACGUGUUCUCGUAAAAUUGACCUUCGAGUUAUGUUUACAUAAACAAUAAGAAAAGCUACCUGCUAAGUCAAGUGUCGACCCAUGUUCCUGAUCACCGGAUCUCAAAGGCGAGAAUCCCUGAAAAAUUUUCACGUUCGCAGUAAUCCCACUUUUGAAAGAAUGCCCCAUAUCAAACCUGCCAUGGGUUCGAGGACAAAGAGACAAGUGUUCAAUUUUAAGAAAAAAUUGGUUUUGCAGAAAUUUCGUUCUCAGUAUCUUUUAUAAUAGACUUGUGGUUCGCUAAUGCGUGUUUCGUUUGUUGGGCAUCUAUAAAUGUCUUUGCGAUUUUCCACCGUUAAGUUCCAUCAAACUCUCCAAGAAUGAAGAAACUAUCAUUAGAAAUAGCGCAAUUUCGCUGGAAGCUAGCAAUUACAAUGAAAUGAAAGGAUAUCAUUCUUGCGUCAAAAGAAAGAUCGUCAGAUCAUACUCUUCAAUUUACUGUGUCGAAAUCCGACAGGUUUUUGCUUCGUCAAUUAAAACUAGUUGUUUGUUUAUUGUUCGGUAUACGGUUAGUAAGUUAAGUUAAUUGUCCGAAGAUAACUUGUGAUUGUUGAAGUUUUGAAAUUGUGAACGAAGAGAUUACUUGUGGAACAUCAAAUAUAUACGUUAGAGCAACACAAUUUUGUAUAAAGCUAUGUGUUCUAGUGAUUUUGGUUUCUUCUUUCGUACAUAAAAUAUGUCGGAAUUGAUCAAAUAUUCGUGUAAGUUUGCGCUGUUUUCAUUGCGGAAGUAAUUAGUUGUGAGUGGAUGUCAUUCAUGUAUGAAAGACCCUUUUUUCUAUGAAAAAAAAACUUCUUUUAAUCAUUUAUAUCAGCAAAAGGCAAAAUCAAAAGUUAGCUGAAACAAAGUUGUUCCAUCUAGAAUGAGUUGGAAAAUGGCUGGAAAAGUCCUUUCUCUCCUUUGGGAUGAAGAGGAACUAAUUAAGAUUUAAAGAGGGCGAACUAAGGACUGUAUCCAUGCUUUUAUCAUGAGCUACUUCUUUUUUUUUUUUCUUUUAACAAGUAAAGCGCCCCAAUAGAUCCCUUCGAGCGCAUAUUUUGAAUCACAAUCUCGUUUUCCUUUCGUGAGCUUAUAUUUUCCUCAUUUGGACGAAAUACAGUUUCCUUUAUUUGUUUUGUUUCACAUGAAAAUAUCUUUAUGAUUUAUGUAAAAAAGCUUUUAGUUUCAUUGCAUAAAGAAUAUUGGUAAUAGUGAGGGUCGAAGGUCUUUGUUUGACGUUCCUGAAAAUCUUCAGGGGAAAUCCUUUGGCUCCCUUUCAGUGGAUUGUGUGACAUGUCACCUUUUUGAGAGGCGUGUACCUUGAGAACCUUGUGAUCUUUGAUGUUAUGAAGUCAACUUAUCUCUUUUUUUAGAUCAAGGCGUGGUUUUCAUUGAAUUUUUGCGAGAAAUAUCAUCGACUAACAAACCGCCAAGGUCGUUAAACAUUUAACCGCUGAAGUCAAUCCCUGCCGGCAAUCCUUGAAAGCGCUAAUUAAGAGAUUGACAAAACUGAUCACCAAAAAGCUUUUUGACGCGACGGAACUUAACUCAUCAACUCCUCAGAUCACAUAAGCAAUUCUCCUUCUUGUCUGCCUUGCAAUCUUAUGAUGUUAGUUCGAGGAAUUUUGGCAUCGGAUCAUCUAACAGUCCCCUAGUUGAUAUUUUUCUUUUUUCUCAUCACUUGUCUGCUAAAUAUUGUAUUAUAUUGUAAGGAGAAAUACUGUUUCGGUCACUGAUGGGAGUUAAAGGGUUAAGGUUUUCCCAAAGUUAUUUCUGACGUCGAAAAAAUGAGGGAACAGAGAGGCUCAGAGGGGGAAACCAGGGCUGGCAUGAAGUCGAUGCCACCAAAGUUAGUCCUAUAGUUCUGACGAAGAAGGGGAAAACCGUUUCUAAAGACGCUCCCAAUGUGAAUAUGCGUUCCCAAAUUAAUAUUUUCAUUCUUUUUCAAAUGUACUUUUUAUCUUGAAACAAAUUUUCCCGCUUUCAUCAAUAAAUUGCUUGUAUUUGGUCAAUGUUAGCCUUGAUGCCGACUUAAAUGUAAAUAGACCGCCGUUCGAGACCAUAGGUAACUUCAACUGAGCUCGGCAUAUCCCGAGGCUUAGACCAGAAGCUGUAUACUCUUGCCCAGAUCUCACGAAAACUUCUAUGUUCUGCCACCUUUUUUGCAGGCCCUUCGCAAGCUUUCUUCAACGAUUCGUUUCAGUCGUCUUCUCCACUUUCAACGAAUCUGACUGAUCCCGGAAAAGAUGGAAUCCACCUUCUCAAUGCACCAUCAUCCUCAGAAAAACAAGACCUUAAAAAUAAACGUCGUUUGGGUGUUUCUUCCGCAAAAGAAAUCAGAAGGCGUUCGACGAGAGCCAAAGCCCCAGGCGUGUCUAAUAAAAUACCGCUCGAAAGAGCAAACUUUUCUGAUGUCACGUUGACUAUUAAAGCCCAGCGGAUUCCUUCACAAAAUGUUACCCAUUUUUCUAACAAUGUCACUCAUAUAUAUGAUUUAACGCGUUCUUUAAAUGAUAUAAACAAGCUUAGAAGUGCCUUACAAACCUCUCGUGGUAAUUCUAGUCCCAAAAAACAAGCUUCUACUGGGAAAAGAUCUAGGAAAGGUGGCAAAAGAAGAGCUGAGAGAGAUCUGAAACUAUCGUUAAAUAAACCAGAUCGGUCAAAGCUUCAGACACAUUAUGAACGAGAGAGUAAAAGGGACAUAGCUAAAACACACUUCAAUUCAAGCGAAAAGAAAAGGAGAAAAUACUCUUCCAAGGUUACCAGCGGUCAGCAUCAUCGUACACGUUUAAAGCAUCAGGAAAGAAGCUUAGGGAGAUUUAAGCGUAACAUUGCCGUUUCUGAUAGUGAUGAACUUAAACAAAAACGUUUUAUGAUGAAGAGACGGUCUUUGCAGCAUCUUCCUUUUCGUCUUGGUGGUGAACGAGUCUUACUGAGAUUCAAACGAAAGUCGAAUUUGGGACAGGACGAUGUCGUGGCACAGUCCAGCGACUUGAAAGAACACAAAGGGAAAAAAGGCCGGCAAACACCCCAACAGAAACAUUUUAAACCUCGAAGUGUGUUUCCAGGAAAAUCAUCCACAUUUCCCUUAAAUGGGGUCAUAAAGGGAGAGUUCCUGAAGGAAACAGAUUGGAGGGCACCAAGUGCGACAAUAAAUUCUUACAACAAGGCUCUUGUUGAUAGAAAUGUAAUUCCUCAUGCGACGUAUGAUCCAGUAGUAUACGGGGCAAAAAGUUCUUCUCUAUCACUGAAUCCGAACAAACUAUCCUCAGUUCCUAAGGAAUACAGUGCAGUUGAAAACCGGAGACAGAGCGUUUCUAACAUUAACAGAGCUCUUUAUCCGCUUGCAUCGACAGUGAGUUUUAUUCCAAAGAGUAAUCAAGCUAUGACUUUGAAAUCGGAGCUAAGGACACCACAAAUUGCUUCUCUCUGGCGCACAGUUUUGCAAAACGCCCCUGUACCUAGCCAUUCGAAUGUUCCACAACCAGUGAGAUAUGAAUACGGAGCUGGACAGCAACAGAGAAGUAGCUUACAGAACACCGAUGAUCAGAGUAAAAAGCAGUUUAUUCCCACUUCACAGCGUGCCCUCUACAAUUAUGGACAUCAAUUCAAUUAUCAGCCCCAGUUUAUAAAAUCUCAGAUAGCGCUUGCAGGUGGCAACCCACGAAUCACCUCCUUUUCUCAAAUGAGGCCAACCAAACCAUUGCCAUUCUUUCGGGAGGGGGCAAGAAUAAAUCCAGAAUGGCCCUUAUCCUCGCCUACUGCGAAUCUUAACAAUCUAUUAAAUUUUGAAAACGGUUUGUCACAGAGAUCAAGCGUUCCGCAAGGGCUUGUCUUGUACUUGGAUUUAGAGAAUGUGCAAAACGGUAGAGCGACGUAUGCAUCUUUAAAUGGAGAUGUAACUGGCACGGACAAGCGAACAGAGAUCACAAAGUUUUUCGGAUCAUGUGGAAAAGUUGCAAGGCUUAACAACGGAAGCGAGAUACUUCUCAACGGCAAGCAGUUGAAGGUAAAUACAUGUAGUGACAGUGAAUGGGUUUAAUGAGAUGGCUGCACAAUAUGCAAGUUUUUUUUUUUUAAGUUGAAGCUGAAAGUGGACUAGAGUAUGACCAAUAAUCGUUAGUUGUUGUGGUCAUGAUAGAUUGAACAGCUUUUCAAACGUCGCGUUCAAACUGUGCUUAAUCUGGUUUUCAUGACUGAACCCCCCUUAAAACGCCAUUUAUAGUUAUCUAUGCUCAUCAAUUUCCAAGUUGUCUUAUUACCAUCAACGCUUCCUGCAGAUGCAUCAAACCUAAUAACGACUUAAAGCUGAAGUGAUAAACAUGAUUGGUUUACCUUGUGUCUUCUGCAUCAUUGCGAAAGAAAACGUAUUCAAGUAAACUUUUGCAUGGGAUUAAAAAGGUGGUUCUCGUAACUAUAAAACAGUUGUUUCAAGUUGCGCUAUACAAACAAGUUUGCAGCUAAGCUUUUUAGAGAACUUACACGCUGAUUUUAGUAGUUUUAAAUCACUCAACAUACCGGAUGAAUUCACAAGGCAUUUACAUAAGAGGCGGGCUAACUUCUUCAAAUUUACAUUGUUCAUGUCUCGCCGAAAAAAGUGCUAAAUACUGUGGGAGACGAUGUAAACUCAUUUCCUCGCUGCGACUUAGGACAAAGAAUGGAGUAGCUCUUUGGGCAAACAAAUUUCUCGACAUUUUUAUUGGGUUAGAUAUAUCAGGAGAAUAGACAUUAUGUCUUUCUUUUAAGUUUUAAUCUUGGAAUCUCUCUUCAGAUGAAACCCCGUCAAGCCGUAAGCAUUGCAGCAUGGAUAAAACUCGAUUCUAACAAGGGUUAUCACUCGAUAUUCGACACAGUAGGUGGCCAUUCUAUGCAUCAACAAGGACAAUAUCAUUUCGAAAUUCAAGAUGGCAGCGUUCGGUGGUUCCACAGGAAUGAAACUGGGAUCAAAAUCUUCAGCGUUGAAACAGGUAUGUCGGCGAUUGACAACUCAAAUGAGUCGUCAAGAUCAGCUCUUUGUUAUUUCUUCUUCUGCGGGAUAAUUUGUUCUUUUGGCGGAAAAAAGUUAUUGCGUAAGUAUGAUGAAGUACGCCUGAUGUACUGCUGCGAAGUUUACAUUUGCUUUAAGAACCUUUCACUGACCUCACCUUGAUCUACUUUAUAUGAGUCUAUCUGGAGCAGUGUCUUUUCCGAGGUUCUGCGGUAUGGAGCAUGACGGGUAUUUCUAUUCCUUAACGAUUGUUCGAAAGUCCAGCUCAAGUAAUGUCGUCUGAAUGGGAAGGGUUGUUCGGACUUUGACUGAUGCUCAAGGGAAAAAGCAGGUCAGCGUUUGUCUAUGAGUUUAUUUCUCGAGCUAAUGAGUUGCUAAAAUAAUAAGAAAGAAAAACUUUCUGAGUAAAUAUACCAUUGCGAAGUCCAAUGCUCACAAAUGGCCAAAAAUAUCACAAUGGUCACUGAUAAGCUUUUCCUGGCUACAAGUGUGAGCUGAUUAUGCAGAGACCGUCAAAUAUCCUUGGGCAUGCAUGUCCACAAUAAAAAAUAGAGGCAUUUACCCUUUCAAUUUUCUACAGAUCCAAUAAUUCCUGCAAAUGUUUGGAACCAUGUAGUCGGCACGUAUGACGCGCACACUGGUGUCGCUAAGAUUUUUGUCAAUGGAGGACUAAAAGCAGAGGCUGCCGGGAAGGGUCUACUGUCUCAAGACUGGGAUGCGCAUGCGGGAAUCGGAAAACACAAGAACCAAAGGUUUCUCCAGGGAGAGGUGGACGAGUUUAGGAUUUACAACAAGGCUUUGUCGCAGGAAGAAAUUGGAAAACUCAUUAAAGUAUGCAGUUUUGAAAGAGGUUAGUCUGAGAUAAUUGGGUAGUAACACGGUGGUUAAACGUCUGUGUAUGUGCUAUCGUUGUUACGGCUAAGAUGCGUAUUUUUAGGCUGAAAGCCGAGGAGCCAAGUUAUUUCAAAGGAUUUAUAUACGACCACACAAACUAGUAAGUCACGGUGUUAAGGGCACUUUUCGAUUGAGUUUCGUAAAAAAACAAACGCCAAAGUAAUCCCAACGACCGGUCGGAAGAAAGGAAAAUACUUUUUAGAGCCAAUGAGAACUCAGACUAAAAAAAAACAAACUGCUUAAAGCGCGGAAAAACGUGGGCGACGAAGGCGUGAUUGGUUUUGCAUCUGAGUGGAUGAGAAAGUGACGCAAGUUUUUCUGGACCAAUCACAGAGCGAAAUAAAGAAAAAACAAAGGAAACCCAGAUUACUUUUUUACGCAAUUGAAAAUUGCUCUAAACCUGUAUACCUUUUUCCAUAAAGAUAAAAACAAAAGGGUAAGUCAGAACCAGUUGUCCUUUUUUUCCUUUUCAGUUUAUAUACUUAGUAUUGAUUUACUUGAGAUCUCUCUCUUUUCCUUCCCUUUAGUUUGCGGCGGCCUUUUUAACGGUCCAAAAGGAAUUUUGGAAUCACCGGAAUGGCCUAGAAGCUAUAAAGGGAAAACCACUUGUGCAUGGCAUCUGUCUGUUGAUCCGAGGGAGACAAUCACGCUUAGUUUUAAACGCUUCAGUUUGGAUGAAGACGGGACGUGCAAAAAUGCCAAACUUAUUGUUAGAGAUGGAAGUGGAGAAAAUUCGGAGGCACUCGGGGUUUACUGUGGAACCAAGCGGCCGACAGGGAUAACAUCGAGCGGGAAUCAUUUGUUUGUACAGUUUACCAGCACUGAGGGAGGGAAAGGGAAAGGUUUUCUCAUUUCUUACAACACAGGUAGGAAGUAAAUGAGAUCAUUAGCUGUUCGGCCUUGUUUUUACCGGGUUACUUUUGGUUUAAGAGCGUCCACAGUAAAUCGGGAUUGCUUUGCUUUUGAUUUAUCAGGAAACGUCUCUCUACCCUUACUUCCAAUCAAAUACCAAACUUAAACUAGUCGCGACUUUGUAAUUGGUCUUUUCCCGUCAGCCUUUCCAUGCCUAUACUUUAACCUCUGUAUGGCUCCAUGUGAACUUUUCUUCGGUUCCGGAUUGUUUUUAUGGCUUUUCAUCCGAAGGCCUUCUCUUUUGAGAAGCGGAAACAUUGUUUAAGGAAUGAACAAAAUAACACCUCAAAGCAAAUGAACAUGGUCAGUUAGAUGUUUGACUGUGUUCCUCGCUUGAGUUAAAUGUAUAUCAGUUUUUCAAGCUAAUUCGUCGAUCAAUUCGAAGCUUCAACAUCCCCUCGGCCAACCCCCCAGUAAUUUAUACUUCUGAAGAUUGUUUCGUUCAAAUUCCUGCCUUCCCCCCCCCACCCCUGGCAAAAAUUGUGUUCAAAUGCCGCACUCAAGCACGUUUUUUUAUUGAACGAUUCUUUUAGAUCAACGAAUAUUGUACAAUUUAGCAAACUCACUUACUAGUUUUUGAUGCUGGUGUUUGUAUUUUUUUCGCUUUUAGGCAUAAUUCUACGGUGUGAAAAUUUUCUUCUAAGUCACUAACUCACGAAAGCGGACUCUUUAUCUUUAAAGUCAUCCAUGUUUAAAAUCGAGACCCAUGUAUUUAGUUGGCUCAACUUCCACACCCCACCCAGAAACGAUUCAAAUUCCCCACCCCUGGGGCGCGGACGACGGUCAAAUGCCUAUGGGUUACCCGGGGGAACGGAUUUUGAAGUUUCGAUUUGACUAACGCAUAAGACAUAUACAGACCGCAGUAGGCAAAACACCAAAUGGUUGAAUGAUAUUACUUUUCGUUUUCUAGAAACCGUCCACCAGACCAAGAAAACCGAAAAACCACCCACACCUACACAAGCUGACGACUCGCAGAGAUGCGCCGUAACAAGACCCGAAUAUAAUGUUACACUGAUUGGCGGCAUCAAAUCCGGGAUCUUCUCUGAGGCAAAGCACGUGCACGACAUGGACUUGUGCACGAAACAUUGUUGUUUACGAAAGUCGUGCGACUUGGCUUUCAUGAUCCGGGACUCGUGCUAUUUGGUGCGAUGUACCAAUCAGAGUUUAUGUAAGACCAAACGGGCGCGACCUUCAAAUAUGAACCCCAGUAUCACUUUUGUCUCACACUUACUGUCGGUGACACCCGAGCCAGGUAAGUUGAUAUGCGAUGAUUGCAAUCCCAAAUUGCAAUUAUCUCUUAAAUUCGUUUCUUCACCGCGGUGCAAAUAUAUGAAUUUCAUAUAUCUAAAAUCAUUAUUCAUUAACUGGAUGGUUUAUUAGGUCCCAACAUAUUGACCAGCUCCCAGUUGGCUUGUUAGCUCAGUUGGUAGAGCGCUGCACCGGUAUCGCAAAGGUCAUGGAUUCAAAUCCCGUUCGGGCCUGAAUUUUUUUCAGGUCCUAUUUUCAACUACUUGUUCAGUAGUGUUCUUAGCUGCGAGGAUCUCUUAAAUUCGUUUCUUCACCGCAGUGCAAAUAUAUAAAUUUCAUAUAUCUAAAAUCAUUAUGCAAUCCGAAAGUUACCAAAAUCCAGGUGUUCACAAGACUGGCUUCUAAUUCUAAACUCUGAUUCCAGAUGUUCCUAAAAACGGAACGUUUGAACGGCUGAAAAAAGUAAAUAAAGCUUCUAAGCGACGUUUACACUAUUCAUGUAUUCGCCCUCUGGAUAUCAAUCAUUGCUUAAAUUUUCUAGUUUUCAAAUGCCAAUUGCAAUUUUGCAGUGAGUGGUUUGAUAAAUAUUUCGCUUCCACGCGCGGCAUGUCACUUUGCUCGCUGUGUGAAGCUCAAAGUGUUUUUUUCCUUUCAUGAUCAAGUGCAUGUUGAUAUAUAUCCACCGUACGUUAAUCCUUUCGUCUAAUAGACAUCGACAGAAUGGUGUUAAAACACAGUGUUACAAAAGUCACUCAUAGUUUCAAGGUUAACUCCAACUUCUAGUGACCAGCGACUUAGCUUGUAAAAUGUAAGCACAUUGAAUAAAGUUGUCCAAUAUUAUAAACGGUGAUCUCCAUCAAACUUAGUAUAAUUGAUCAGAAGCUUUGGUACUGAAUAUUUCUUCUUUUCCUUAGAACUGCCUGUAGAUGGAAGCGCUUACAACAAGGCUAUCACCUCAAGUAUAUCCAAACCAACAACAUUACCCGCUAAGGACCAACCGAUUUGUCACCACACGGCUGUGAGCUACAACGUUACUCUGGUCGGCGGGAUCAACGCAGGAAAAUUCAGCACGUAUGGUCGAGCCCGCAAUAUGGAUGAGUGCAUACGUCAUUGUUGCCGUGACGACAAGUGCGACGUGUCGUUUAUGAUCCAGGGAAAUUGUUACGCAGUUGAAUGUGCGGAUGCGGAGGGGUGUCAGGUGAAGCGAGCAAAACCUUCCUCUUAUAACCCUACUGUGGCAUACGUGUACCGUGGCAAUGAAAGACCGAUAGGGGGUAAGUAAAGAGUAUAUUUUUACGAGGCAUCUCCCAGAGCAUCAUUUCCUCAAGCAACUCUUAAUUUUCUGGAAUUGUUAAGCUCUGAAUCUUUCGCUUAGAAUAAGGUUUUCAUGGUUACUGAAGUUUAGUACACUCCAUUUCAGCUUACCUGCCUGGAUGGUUUUUUGCGGUAAUUUCCGCUGCCCUCUCGUAUUAUCCAGUGCAGAAAUGUCGUUUCAGUCUGGUAAUUGGCGUGCUUCCUUGACUUCAAAACCUUGUUUGGUUAAUUAUGCCGCUUUCUCCUCUGUUGAGUGGUUGUCCGCUUAAUAUCAGUCACAUUUUUAUAUUUUCCGCCGGGAGUAAAAUAUGUGUGAACCUCUCUUAAUACAUGUCACAAGCCUGCAACAAGAAGCUCGCCUUUCCUCUUUCCCUUCCAGGCUUCCCAUAUCGAUCAACGUACAGUCAACAAGGGUGAACGUAAUCAGAUACCAAUUAAGUAUUCAUCAUAUUGUAGUCAACCAGUUCGCCUGGGUAUAGGGAUUGAGAGUACGAAACCUUGACUCUGCCAUCGGAGAGAACGAUCAGCUCUAGAGGUUGCAAGAUAUGAUGAGCUUUUGUCUAUUUCGCUUAAUGCUAUUUCUAUUUCUUUAUUCCCAGAUCCUUUACCAGGUGCUGAAAAGCCAAACUCAGACGCUUGUGAUAAGUUGUCCGUCAGUAACACUAUAUUCAACGUGACUCUUCGUGGGGGAAUCAAGUCAGGGAACUUCACUGACAAAGGCGUGGUCAAGGACAUGGACGAAUGUUCAGCCUAUUGCUGUGCAGACGGACAAUGCAACGUGGCUUUUCUAAUCCGGGACAACUGUUUCUUAGUAUCGUGUAAAGAUUAUGAGUCGUGCCAAAUAAAACCAGCGCUUUCUGAAUAUUAUCACCCAAGACUGGCUUACGUGAAUUGGAGUCCGCCCGAUGACGAAAUUCCAGGUAUUAUUUUAACUUGUUUAAUUCGUCGAGUCACCGUUUUACUUAUUUCUUUGUUUUUCUUUUUCAACUCAGGGAUACCAAAGUUUGAGACAUGUUAUGCUUACUGUUAGGGUUUAAGUGCGAUUCGAUCGAUUGAGGUGAAACUAACACCAAAGUCAAUCCAACGGCGAAAAUGUUUGAAACGCGGAAGACAAAAGUGACCGAGUUGCGAUUACUUUAAGUGUCUGGUUGGUUGAGAGGGUAAGGCCAGCUUUCUCAAGCAAUCGAAGCGUGCAGAGAGAAGCGAAACCAAUGCAGAACUGAGUUUCGUUUGACAACAGUCUCACUGGACUCUCCAAAUCCUACUUUGUGUUUUACAGCCAACAGGUGGUAUGCGUCUUUAGGUUGCUGGAAAGACACGGAAUCGUUUGCAGUUUCCCCUUUGGAAGGCGCAGAUCCUCUGCUAACAGAGCCUUAUCUCACACGACAGAAGCCAAUCGACACAUGCGCACAAGUAGCAAGAAAGCACGACUACAAAGGUAAGCUGUUACCGUUUAGCUCCUCGUGAUCGGGCGGAGGGGGACUAAAUUAAAUUUGAUGUCGGUGACAGUGUGCCGUAAACAUCUCAAUCAAAUGCUCAGCGUUCUUAGCGGCAAUAAAUUUUUAGUAUUCUGAUCGGCUCGGUAAUCAAAUUUAGCAGCUUGUUUAAACUGGUUUGACACUGUGUUGAAAUUAACUUAUAUGAAUGUACACCAACGUUUGAAAUGCAAAGAAAGAUUGCUAUAAGUUGUAACCAAUGAUUUUUUUUUUGCUUGUCUCAGUUUUUGCCAUCCAGAAUGGCGGAGCCUGCCUAAGCGGUCCGAAAGCGGGAAGAACGUUUAACCAGUUUGGCGAAUCAUCAUCUUGUAAGGCAGGAAAGGGAGGCUUGUUCGCCAAUGAUGUCUACCGACUGACAGAUGUUGGUGAGUAUUAAAGAGAAAGAUUGAUGUAAUUUACACGCAGAGGUUUUAAUUCAGUUAUAAACGCUCCCCGAUUCAAUUUAAAUUUCAGGUUACAUCUCGCUCGGUUGCUGGAACGACUCCAGUAUCCAUGCCCUGCCUGUAAUGGAGCACUCAGAUGAAAAAUUAGACGAUUUUUACAAAUCACGCCUCGAUCCACUGCGCAAGUGCGGAGAGGUGGCGCGAAAGCGAGGCUAUCCUGUGUUCGCUCUUCAGCGAGGAGGAAUGUGCUUUGGUGGACCCCGCGCUGAAAUUGACUAUAAAAUGUAUGGAAUAUCAAGGAGAUGCAGCGAUGGGCUGGGUGGGACUUAUGCCAAUAGCGUAUAUAGACUAAUAGGUGAGAUAAAUCAAAUCAAACGCAUUUCCCAUAGGGAACUUACCCGAGACUCAACGUUGAUAACAAAACGAAAACGACUUCUUUGUUAUCCACCUUCAGUGAUUUUCCACACGGCCCUAUGUCUUCGCUUAUGUUUUGUUUCAUCGUCAUCUUCACAUAUAAUUUUGAUUUGUUGGCAGUUUCAUAGUCUAUCAACAAGAGGAUUUUGUUCACUAUCUACGAAAAAAUUACUAACUUGAAGACCAGGUGCAAACUUCACCUCAUAAGAACUUUGUAAGACGAACAAAAUUUGAUUUCUGAGACCAGACAUAAAAGCUUUGAAAAACAACCUCGCAAGAUGAUUGUUAACUUAAUCAAUAGUAAGAACUUCUCACUUUUCCGAUGAAUAUGGCUCGCUCUCUUGUCCAUACCAAGUUUCCAUAAUAAACCAAGGUACCUGUAUUACAGAUAACUUGGAAGUGGAGCCAACAGAAAGCACAAACAACUUCACUUCUCCUUCUGGUGCCACGGGAAGCUCAACCUCCAGCACAGCGACCACGGGAAGCUCUUCAAGCCCGUCAUCCACCAAUUUCACCCCAACCACGUUUAGUGGAACACAAAGAUCACCCACCACUUCGCCGUCGCCAACACCUGAAAUCCAAGAAAACUACCUUACUCUUCAAAACGGCUUGCCACACAAGAACACCUAUACAGCAGGUGAAAUUCUGUACAAUGUAACGCUGAAGUAUGGCAUUAAAACAGGAAAGUUUAGCGACAAAGGGAAAGUCGGGAACAUGUCCGAAUGCGUGCGCGCUUGUGGAAGAAUGGAAACUUGUAGUCUAGCAUUUAUGCUUGGGAAGCAAUGCUUCGCCGUGGCGUGUUAUAGUGAUGCUCUCUGUCUCACAAAACCUGCGUUUUCACCGUUUUACAAGCCACAGAUAGCGUUUGUGAAGCACACAAAGGAGAUUGUCUCAGGUGAGAACAGAAUCUUAUGUUGCCGUUAGUAGAGUUUUUGUAAUUUCAAAAUUUGUGAAAGAACUGUCUCAGACUUUUUUGCCUCACUAAAAGUUCAAAUGUAAGCGAUAGGAAGCUUGUAAAUUAAUAUAUGAGUCAAUUCAUAAGUUAAGCGAAUCCAGGAGUUUAUAAUGGGAGGGGGGCGGGAAGUUGGGAGAGAGGAUUCCAAACUGUGGUUCAGAAAACACGGAAAUGUUUCUUCCAGGCAAAUUAUUCGAUAAAUCUAUACCCAUCUCCCUUCGUUGUGCGGUAAUAUGCGAUCUGUCGUUGCGAGAAUCUUAGUAGUAAAAAUACUACAAUUCUUGAUAGACGUGGAAACAAAACCCUCAGUCCCUCCUAGUGAAUACGCCACUGCUAUUGAUAGAGAGCGGCCAUUCUCCUAGACACUUAAUGCGCAAAAAACUGAGAGGUAAUUACGACAACUUUCUGAACUUCUGCCUCUUUACUUAAUUCAGUGUACAUGCUCAACUGCACAUGCGUUGAUUUUCCCUUUGUUUUUGUUUUGAAGCCAACAAACCCAAACCUUCAGAUGUUUCUCAAUGCCGCGCAAGCGCAGUUCACAAUGACGUCACACUGGUUGGUGGGAUAAACGCAGGAAAGUUUACUGAUCUUGGCGACGCUGACAAUAUGAGUCUUUGCACACAGCGGUGCUGCAUGAAAGGCGCUUGCGAUGUAGCGUUCAUGCUUGAAAACGAAUGCUACGGUGUGAGCUGCUUGAAUGAAUCACUGUGCGAGUCACGUCCCGCAAGAAAUCCCGCAAGGUACAACCCGCGAAUUGUUUAUGUGUAUCACGACACAAAGAAAGAUAAAGGUAAGUUUGUGGAUUAUUCCUGUUCAAGUUUGUAUUUCGUAGUUAUAUCCGUAGAUUAUUGACUCAAGAAAAUAGAGAAGUCGCACUAUGGGCGUCACACUUAAAUGUUGUCGAGAAUUCCAGUUUAGAGCCUCGUUCAGGUGACAGAGUUGUUUUUUGAGUGAAAACACUUUACUCAUACACAGACUUUCUCCACCCAAGAGUAUAGAAUUAACAAACAGAUUGCGUUUUUUGACGUCAAAUUUAUAGUAAGAACAAAAAUGUGGCCCACGGGGCGCAGACGAGUGUGUCACUGGGUUCUUACCACAAUUUGAUGCAUUCUGUGAUGCAUUACUGUAAAGGCCCUCAGAAACAUGGAAUCUGUUUGUUUUAUAUAAUAAGGAAGCAAAUUUUUAAUGAUGACGCUAUCUAUGCGUCUGCUCUCUAAUAGAUCAUAAGAAAGAAAAUGCUGGGUUGGGUUUUUACCCACCACGGGAUAGCAUAGCAGCCAUGAGAAGUAGCGAGACCCCCAACCUUAUAUGAAAUGGAAACCAGGAUAGGUUCUAACUGCAAUAGACCACUUAGCUAACAGAGUUAAAGACCCAGUAUUGGCCAUUAUGCAUCGCGCGCCUCUGUUUUUGUGGUUUUUUUUCACGAAAACGAGGCUUGCAAUGUUUUCCCGAAGCUUGUGCAAUAAUUAACGCCGAGUUAAUGGCCGCCGAUAGCCAACGCCGCGCACAAUGUAUACUGGUCAAAACUGGGUCUUUAAUUUGAAGUCACGUUCAUUUUGUUCCAAACAUUCAAUAAAGUAUCAGAUGGUGCUGCUGGAUGCCUCAACUCUCCCUCAGUUUAUUCGUUAAAGUAUAUUUGCCUUGAACCUUGUUCCACAGUGUUAAACCGGCCAAAACUUAAGGCUCUCAUGAAAAUCAUCAGGCGCCUAUUGUAUGGAAAGAAGCCACAAAAACAGACUGCAGUAAACUUUACACCUGUGAAUGACAAAUACGGUGAUGGCACUGACUUCUCUGUGGAAAAAGACGUGAACACUGACGUAAACACUGACGCAAAUAAUGACGUAAGCAAUAAAGUUAGCACGUCUGUGAAGACAUUCCCUAGUGACAAUCAAUCAAUGAGUAAAAUCAUAGACGAAAAUUUCUCUACCGACAUGUUUACGCCAACGACGCCUCAAAUGCGGUUUGAAACACUUAUAGCGAACAUUGAGGGAGGACAAAUGAAUGUGUACGCUCUGCCAGUCUUUCAUGGUGAAGAUCAGACAAUUGCCACUGCAACGCCAGUUACAAAAGUAGACUCAGUUAAAACAACUCAGAUAACGCCCCCGCGGAGUAUUCUGGGUGUGUUCAUGAAGGAGAUGAAUUCUCCCAAAACAAACCACGUCGCAUCUAUUAACGAUUUAGCGUCACACGAUAAGACGUAUGGUAGCGCAUCUCUUAUUCACGCGCUAUCAAAUACGCAUCACAUGACUGUUGACAAAGUUUUGAAGGUGCUUCUCCGCAAAUUCCUUCAUAAAGUUGUCAAUAAAAACAAACACAGUAGGAAGUGGAGAGAUGAUGACAACCAAGAACGUCCACAUCACUAUGAGAACGUUAACGACGCCCUGAAGUCACUGAGUAACGCAGACUUAGACAGAUUUGCUGACUAUGCAAGAUUACGUUUAACGCACAGACAGAAAUCUCAUACUUCACAAGGUAUUUCCACCAUGACUGACCGUCCACUACUUUAUGUACGCAAAAACCCACAACAAAUUAGCACAUUAACGGAAACUCUUUUUCCUUCUCUCUUGUACAGCGUCACCUCAACAGAAGAACGUGUGCUGGGACGGUGAAAUUUUGUCCAAUUACACUUUGGUCGGGGGCAUCAAUGCAGGGACAUUUAGUGAUAACGGGAAGACCACUAACAUGGACAUAUGCAUGCAGUUCUGUUGCAAGCGUGACUCUUGUGAUUUGGCAUUUAUGAUUGAGGACGAUUGUUAUUCAGUUUCGUGUAACAGUAAUGGGGCUUGUGAGCCGAGAAAGGCCCGACCUACUCAUUAUCUUCCUCGCAUUGCCAUAAGGAAGAAACCUCAAGGUAAGAAAGACCUUGUCGAGUAAAUGUGAUAUUCAUUUUGUCACGAGUGUUAGACAAAGAAGAAAUCUGAGUCCAGUGGAAGGAAUAGAACGGUAGCAGGUGACGUGCUCCCUUUCGCGGUCGCCCUAAGGUCGGUUCGGGAUAUUUUUGCCUAGGAUAUUUUUCUCUGGUUACUAAGCAGUCACAGCAUUGCGAUCGCUGGUUGAAGAAUUUACCCGGGACAUAAAAAAUUUAAGCUUGAAAACUUAUGUCAAAUACGUUUAAAAUCCUAAUUUAACUCAGGUCGAAAGUUGUGAGUGAUGCAACUUUUACCUCAUACUUCGGGGAGGCAAAACUUGUUUUGGGGCGAAGGAACUUGGGGCGACCGUGCAAGGGAUCGACGUCGCCUACAUCCAGAACUCCCCUUCUCCCUCAACAUGUAAGAUACAUGUGGUCUUAUUACCGAAAGACCACAUUCGUCGAGCCUUAAGAUGGCUUUGGGGUUUCCUAACCUGUAGUAGGAGACUCAGUGGCCUACGAGUUAGUGAGCUAGGUACCAGGUCGAGAAAGAGACUCGGCCGGUUCAUUGUGUUGUGUUCUUGAGGAAAACACCAUACUUUCAUUCUGCCUCUUUCCACCCUGGAGUAUGAACGGGUACCGGCGAAUUGUCAGGAAGCCUUGAUGAAGUGUUGAGGGUGACUUGAACAUGGACUGGCGUCCCAUCCAGGGGGGAGUAAUAAAACUCCUAGUCACCUCUUGCUAUAGAAACCGGUAUGAGCUACGGCUGGCCGGGUCACUUGACUCGAGUACAGAUUAAUUUUACAUUUUCCUAACCACGGGCCGUUCCUGAAAAACUGAGAUUGAUAUCGAUACCAUCACUUGUUGUUCACAGGAAAUUAUAACGUCAAAGGUAUUUUUACCGACAUGACAUCAACGCCAGGCACCACAACUCCGCUGACAUCAUCGGUGUCGCAAUCUUCGUCCCCGACGCCGGCCACCUCUCCUUCUCCCACUCUAUCAACAAUUUCAGAAGUUCACCAAGGUACUGAUUAUCAUUUGUAUUAGUUUUUCAUUUCGACAACAAGUUCGGGAAAAGUGUUAUUUCGGUUGUGAAACAGCUUUCUUCUAUGAACUUUUGUACGCUUUUUGAAAACAUGUCCUUUUCCUGAAGGAAGAAAUUUUAAUUUAGCUGCAGUAACGAUGAUCAAAGAUGUAUUUCGCAGCCAAAAAAUGCGCAAUAAGGCGAUAGCGGUAUACUUGGUCGUAACUACCAAAAAAUGAUGAAAACUAAAACCACCAGGUUAUCAGCUACGGACAGCUGAUUCUACCCGAUCUGGCCUCGUCACUAUGGUAUUGUUAACGUACGCAUUCAGUUUAUGUCCCUUGCGGAAUGAUGCAAAGUGUGGCACACUUACAACUCUGUGAAGUGACUGAGAUAACAAAAUGAUUACACUUUAACCAUAUAAUCAUUUUAUGGGGUCACAUUUCACCUGAAUAUCAAACUUGUAUCUCCUUACAUAUUUUUAGAUCUCUUUAUGAUGAAGUUAAGCAUUCCACUCGAAAUAAAUUUUAACCAUAUAGUUUUAAUCUCAGUCUCAAAUAUAUUCAAGGCCUGGCCACUUGAACUUAAAUUUCCCUUUCACCCAGCACUCUGCUUAAGCCAGACAUACCCAAAAUAUCUAGCUUUAUAGAAGAAUAGAUUCUUAAAAUUACUUAUUUGAGAGACCAGUCUUCCCCCCCCUUCCACUCUCUCCCCAGGCGAUAAAUAAAGAUCUAUUUGUCUACAAUUUCAGCUGAUUCAACCACAAACCCAACUGUCAAAGUGGCGCAUUCGUGUGAUGCCACACCCAUCGAGUACAACGUCACCCUUAAAAUGGGACUCCAUUCUGGAGUCUUUCAAAAAGUCGGUCGAGUAGACUCCAUGGACGACUGCAUAGAGAUGAGCUGUAAAGAACCACGGAGUGACGUUGCCUUCAUGUUAGGCAGCAUGUGUUAUGCCGUGCGCUGUUACAGCGCGGAUCUUUGCAAGACUGUCCCUAUCUUUGGAUCAAGUAUUUCUCGACUUAACUUGAAUCCUGCAAUUUCGUUUCUCAAAAAGAACUCGCAGUUUGGUAUAAGCUCUCUUGGUAAGUUCAUGCAGGUUACGAUUCUGCAAUUUAUGCACAGACCUAGCUCAAGAUAUCAGCUAAUGAUUCGGCUUUUACCAUUUGUUUGCUUAUUAAAUAUGCGCAUGUCAGCAAAUUUUUGGCACACUUAAUGUACCGUGUCAUGACACCUUGGUGCAUAUUUGCCCAUAGAGGGUCACAAUUUAUCAAGAAGUUGAUGCUAAAUCACAAUUGUAUGUAGUAAAUAUUGUUGAUUAGUAAUUAACAUUUCAUUCAAAUGUCGGUAGAAUCAUGUUAAUUAGAAUUAAGUGUUAUUUGAAGGCGUGCGACUAAGAUACAUCGUCUUUCAUUCAAACGAUAUUUUCUCAUUCUUUGUUAGAAAAGAAAUAAAUCUUUCAUCUCUUUCGACAUUUGUAGUUACAACGAACAACGACAUAGCUCAAGACAAAUGUCGCGACAGCACCAUCACCUACAACGUGACUUUACGUGGCGGGAUUGACGCAGGUAUUUCCCUUUUUCAGGCUUUACUUUCUGAGAAUGUUUUAACUGCUAAUAAACUUUUAGAAUUGACUUGCGACACAUCUUUCGCCUUGAUUUCAGGAAAUUUUACCGAGAGGUCUGGAGUGCUGUCGAUGCGAGACUGUAUCGGCAAAUGCUGUGACGACACGUCAUGUGACCUCGCUUUCAUGUUCGGAGAUCACUGUUACUCUGUAGAGUGUCAGAGUGAAAAGCUAUGUCAAGCUGUGUUGGCCAAACCGUCUCACCUUGAACCAAAAGUGUCCUAUGUUUCAAGGGGAUUUUAUAAUGAUAAAGACAAAGGUUUGUGUGGCUCGUGUAAAAUUUUUAGAGCACUUUUCACCUGACGAGAACCUUGGUAAUUACAAAUUACAGGAUCAUAGGUUUUAAGGAGAUGUGAUACUGAAAAGACACAUAUCAUGUUGCAUAACAUCAUAAAACGAACUCCCUCUCCCAUUUUAGGGACAAUGUUCUCCGCUAGCGACCAGACGCCGACAUGUCGGGCAGAUCAAAAGUCUCAGUCCAAGAUAUUCAGUAAUAAGACUUUAGUUGGAGGAUUAGAAGCGGGAAGGUUCAGUUUUGAGGGAGUCGUCAGGUACAGUUCAUUUAAAAGUUUUAUGACAAUAUUUAAAUAUAUGGUGUGCUUAGUACCUGAACGAGAAAUGUGAGUUUCUGAAAAGUUACUCUCUAACGACAGCUGUUUAGCUUUAGCACGAUGAUAGACCAUUGCUCUCAACUAGGCAUAAAGUGAGACGCGUAUCUGUUCAACCUCUCCACUAAAAGGUUUCUUUGCGCACCGACUGAAUUUUUUUUCUUUUCCAACUUUACUUCGUUAUCGCGAACAAAGAUAUUCUUAAGUCUGCGUACAAGACUGCACAACAUUACUACCGAUAAGCUUUUGGAUAUGUCCAGAAUGCCUGCCGUAACGAAAAUGGGGAAAAUGCGUCGAAAUCGUCAAAUACGCCAAGCUGAUUUUGCUUUGACGAAUUUGACCAAUAUUCGCUAAAAUCGUCAAAUCCAUCAACAUUCAGUCGGUUUGACGAAAUGUCGUUAAAUCUGCCAUUUUCGUUACUGCGUGCAUUUCUGGACAUAAGUGAGCUUUUGAUAACUUCCGAAGGUUUCCUCGGUUUCUUUGGCAUUUAGCGACAAGGGGUAUUGCUUCCUUCCCUAAAUUGUAUGCUUUACUCCUGGGUGCAGGCACUGUGAGGGUAAGAAGCUUGACUGUAAAUAUGACCGUGCCUCGCUUUGAACUGGACCUUUCGAUUUAGAGUUCAUUUGUCCUUUGCGUCUCUUCAUCCAUCAUUAUUUGCUAUAGCAAAAGGUUUUUACCUUUUUAUCGUGGCCAGAAGUUUGCUGGUUAGUGGGUCUCACUUUAAUUCAACGGAUUUUGUGUUUUCUUGGGGAGUUUAUGUCACAGUACCCCACUAAAAUUAAAUACGGAGAGACUGGGUUGGAUGUAAGAGAAUGAUAAAGAGCUUGCGAUUUGAUAUCUGACGGUUAUACAAGAAUUGUGUCAUUUAAUCCAAAAGGAGUUGUGCACCCCGUCCCCCCUCCCCCCCCCACCCACUCCUCCAUACAGUUAUCUUUUACUAGUUAUCUCUGUUAUUUGCUUCAGUGAUAUGCAUAUGUGUAUGGAUCGAUGCUGUGCACAGCAGGGUUGUAAUGUCGCUUACAUGGUUGACAAGAACUGCUUCUCUGUAGUCUGUUAUUCACCCUCGUUGUGUAAAAUAAGUGAUACGUCCUCAACGAAUGGCGACGUAGAGAUCUCCACUAUAUUCGAGAGUACCGCUGAAAGACCAGUUGAAAAACGUGAGUAGAAUCUGAGAAUAACGUGCUUUACUGAACGUUUCGGCAUCUUUCGUACCAUGAUGGCUACCGUUGAGAUUUUCUAAAGCUGACGUUUCGAGGGUUUGCUCUUCGUCAGAGCAAAGAGAGGAAUUGCGUAUUGUGUGUGUGUGUUUUAAAUGCAGAUAAUAUGGAGCCACGAUAUUGGCAGGAACAUGAUAACGUAAACACAAGAUUGAAUUAUUUGAAUGAAAAACUUUCGUUAAUGCCGUGGGGAUUAAAAGAAUGCCGAACUUUUGGAACUCUCGGAACUUCCUAUGUGUAGAGAAAGACCACAGACUGCCAUAUGUUGCUUUGAACGUUUUGGGAGAUUAAAGCGUCUAGCGAUUUGUUUAGAUGCGUUUUUUCAUUCCUUUCUACGUCACGAAAGUAUCCUAAGAGUCGGUGUCCAUGACGUCAUCUUUACUCUUUACAAUAGCCAUUCUAACUAACAACUCAGUUGAUAAGACCAAGUUAAGUUGCAAUCGCCCCACACCCUUUAUUCCUUUUCGUUUAGUUACUCUGAUUGCUUAAUUUGAUCUUUGUGGUUAUCUUUAGACUCCAUGGUGGUUUAUGUGAUAAUUGGUGUGGUCGGAUUCGCAGCAGGUGCUGGAGGGAUUUUAUGGGCCGUCUGCAUGUUUAUUCGACGGUAGGUAAACCUAGGUUUAGUUUGGUAAAAAAGAAUCAGAUUUGGAGACUACAUCUAUACGUACAGAUCUUAUUCCUAUGACAAUCCCUAAUCCGUCUUUAGCUAUUAUCGGAGCAAUUUUCCCAAUUAAGUAUCAAAAUCAAUCCAAGAUUACAUUGGUUUUUCUUUGUUACGCUCUGUAAUUGAUCUAGAAAGUUCGCUCUUAUCUCUCAACCAAUCAAAUACAAAACUUGGUCACCUGCGUUUUCCCGCGCUUUAGCCAGCUCACUUUUUACUGCUUCGCGUUUUCAUUGGCUCCUAUGAUAUUUUUCUUUCUUUUUAUUGGUCUUUGUGAUUACUUUGAUUUUGGUUCAACGACAUUCGAUAAGCUCUUCUAAUGAUCCCUGUUGUCGGGGAACAAUAAAGAUCACGAGAUAACCACUCUUGCUCACGCAAACAUCUCAUGCGUUAUCAAUUUAUUCUCCACCUAAGCAUUCUGCACGCUAUACAUGUGGCACACGUAACAUUGCCUACUAGGGAUCAUAUACCUUGAUUCUAAAUACGAUUUUAGAGAGAUUGGCUUAAGUAUAGCACUUAUAUAGAGGGUUAGUCUUACAGCCUAUCGCUGUUGCAUAAUAUGGUGCAGAGGUGUGCCAUUUGAGUUUAAAUGCUGGAGUUGAAAACUACCUCUAGAAUGAGUUGAUUAAAGUGCGAAAUGCUUAAAUAUGAGCAUAAAUAGUUUAAUGAAGAUAAGUCUUGUAUUUCAGGCACCGUUUACGAUCAAGGCACAGACAGGAUACGCAGUAGUUUUCGAGUAAGUUGUUUAUGACGCUUAGGUUUAAAUUUCGUCCUCAUCUCGCAAAGAGCUGCAAACAUUUAUGAAACCUCAGAAAAGAUUGUUUACCUUCCCUUAGCCCUACCAAAGUCGGGCUAGCUAUGCAAAUCACCUUUUAAAUCGCCUAAAAAAUUUUGCAUCGGAUUAGAGAUUUUGAAAGUGUCACAAUGAAAUUAACCUGAUCACCCCCUUAAGCUCUGUUUUAUUCUGAUACCCCCCCCCCACUCCUCGAUACUCUCUUAGCGACGACUGACCCCCCUUCCGUUUACUCUGAAAACCAUGUAAUCCCCCCCUCCUCCAAAACAAAAAAAGAAACAAAAAAUCUUCCUACCCCGGCAGGCGGUCAAUAAUGACCAUUCCCCAUGUGAAAACUGAUUCUCGUACAGAAUAUAUAAUCCGACAGGUUUUAAUGCGACGAUUUAUGUUAAAUUUGAUGUUUCCAAUUACCGUAAUGAUUCGAUUUAGCGCCCAGGGUGCUUCUCUAUUGUUGGUACCUCAAGGGAAGGUGCCUAUCAGGGUCACAGCGCUUGAUUAUUUUUUGAGAACAAGCAGAUUAUACAAAACAAAGCUUUGAUGUUUGUUUGAAAAAGAUCAAGGAGACUGGAAAACGGACUUGUUGUCCGGCCUAGAUCCUUCCUGGCUGUAACGACCAGCCAAGCUGUCGCCGCAAUUUUAAGACGAGGUCAUUCGUUUGAAGGAACUGUGCUCUCACGUGGACAUCAUGGUUCAGAGACAAAGACAGCUUUCUGAUAAUGAGGCUCUAAGUGAGAAGUAAAACGAAGAUGAACCACGGUUGAUCUCAAUGUUUAUGUACUCUAACGGUGCUAUCACUGAAUAGAGGCGCUCAUUGAAAUGAGGAUGCUUAGUCAAUGGGGGCACUUAUUAGAAUAGGGGCGAUUAUUAACAAAACAUGACAAAUUCGGGAGGACGUUCAAUAGAGAGGCGGCGCUUAAUAGAACGAGGGCGCUAAGUCGAAUUAUUAUGGUAUCUUAUUUAUUCAUUGCUAUUAGGAAUUUGAUGUUCAGUUUUCACUCCUUCUUUUCAGUGGGAAAGGAAAUAUUGCACUUUGACGAGGCCUAGCAGUAAACAGGCUGAAAGUUGUCUGCUUUUCAAACGAUCGGAAUUUGGUAAUUUAGCAUAGUUGUAUUUUAACUUCCUUUUGAAUUCAGCUUUCAAUCAAAUUCAGCUUGUUCAUUAGGGCUCUGGCACGCCUAUAGAGCUGCAAGACAUCUAAACAGACUACAGAAAUUUUCCUCCUAACAAGACGUCAUCAUAUUUAAUCCGAACGAAUGAGGACAUUCCUUUUUGAAACGGCCGAAGAAAGGCAACUCGUUCGAAGGCCCUCCUCUGGUCUACUUAAGCGAUGCUAAGAUUAUGAAUGUUUCUUAGUUCGUUAUUUUCAAGUCAUUGUUUAAGUGUUAGCAUUAAACCACUUUUUUUGUAUUUAUCCAGUUCAACACGCGUCCUUUAAAAGAGCCACAUAGCAGUACUUAGCCCAUCGCACAUCGUAGUUAGAGAUGAUCAGUGUAGUUUUCAUACCAAAGCAGACAAUGCACUUCUUAGGUAACUGAAGCACAGACGUUUGUGAGAUGAGCGCUCCUUUUCCCAGCGCUUACACAGCUCAGAUUUCUUCCGUGUGCAAUCUUAAGUUUAAAAUCUAGCAACGACUACUUACCAGUUUUUCAGUUGAUAUCGAAGCACGCCAAAAGUAAUUUCAUUCUAUUUCCUGUUGCGGCUAGCGUCUCUGCUUUGUUAUGGGAGUUAAAUCAUGUAGCCUUUUCUCAUGAGGAGAAGCAACCACUUGCAUAAUGUUAGCUUAUGUUGUAGAUGUUUUAAUUCGAAUUUAUUUCUUGGUUGUACAAGAUUUAGAGCAAGGUAUCUGUUGUUGUUUUUUGAUUUGGAAAACUGAAGUGUAGUAACAUUUAAAAUGUUACAGCACCAAAAGCGAAAGAAAUGCGAGAACCUCUGUAUUGCCGUUUUUUUUCUUCCUUUUGUCUUUCUGUCGUGUUAACAGAUAGCUUUUCGUAGUCGAUGAUUGCUCGGCCACGAAGUUGACCGAAGGCUCUGGAAGACAUAUACAAGAUAAUGCUUUGUUAUGAUCGGUUAUGAUGUCGU